CCCUUAGUGUUUUGACAACUGCCAUCUGUCAAAAACCAGUUGAUUGCCCCCGCACAAAAUUCUAACUGUAUUUUCCUUUGUUCGCUGUAUUUUGAAUAGUGGAAUGUUAAAUGGGGACGUCGGCGUAAAGAAACAAUGUUAAUUUGACCCGAUCGAGUCACCUCAACUCUCCCCAAAAAGUGUACUUCUCAGUGCAAAAUGGCCACUAGAAGCAAACCCGGAAGCAAACAUGACGACCAAAGCGUGGAGACCCUGGCCGAGGUUUUCCGCUGCUUCAUCUGCAUGGAGAAACUGCGAGACGCCCAUUUGUGUCCGCACUGCUCCAAGCUGUGUUGCUACGUUUGCAUCCGUCGGUGGCUCACCGAACAGCGGUCGCAGUGCCCCCAUUGCCGGGCCUCGCUCCAUCUGCACGAAUUGGUCAACUGUCGCUGGGUCGAAGAGGUCACCCAACAGCUCGAUACGCUCCAAGCCGUCAACUUGAACAGCAGCAGAAGCGACGACAAUGACCGGGACAAGUGUUCCACACAUUCGGAGAAACUGUCCGUCUAUUGUUGGACGUGUCGGUGCUGCAUCUGCCACCAAUGCGCUUUAUGGGGCGGCACUCACUCUGGUCACACUUUCAAGCCUCUCGACGAAGUCUAUGAACAACAUGUCACCCAAAUUAAGGACGAAGUGGCACAACUCAGACGCCGCUUAAUGGAACUUAUCAGUAUUGUACAAGAAGUCGAACGUAACGUCGAAUCGGUUCGUUCGGCAAAGGACGAACGCGUCCGUGAGAUUCGCAAUGCCGUCGAACUGAUGAUUGCUCGUCUCGACUCGCAAUUGAAAACGAAACUGUUGACUUUGAUGGGACAAAAAGACUCGCUCACGCAAGAAACGGAACAGUUGGAGCACCUCCUCCACGAAAUCGAGCACCAAUUGCACACAUGCACCCGCUCGGAGAUGAUCUCGAAAAGUCCAGAGCUGUCUCGGAUGAUCCAUGCCAUUAGGAAGAAACCCAUGACGAGUUUCGUCACUGCACCGGUUCCUGCAGACUUUCAUAGCGAAAUUGUCCCGGCUUAUGACAGUAGUACUUUCGUAAUGCAUUGUUUCACGCAAUUGCAGAGAAAAGCCGAUCCGGUGUACUCCACUCCUUUGCACUGUAAUGGACUCUGUUGGCGUCUCAAAGUAUAUCCAGAUGGCAAUGGUGUAGUCCGGGGCAACUAUUUGUCGGUUUUCUUGGAAUUGAGCGCUGGAUAUCCCGAAACGUCGAAAUACGAAUAUCGGGUUGAAAUGAUCCAUCAAGCAAGCCGUGAUUCAUCGAAAAAUAUCGUACGUGAAUUUGCAUCCGAUUUCGAAGUUGGCGAGUGUUGGGGUUAUAACCGAUUCUUUCGAUUGGAUCUUCUAGCCAGCGAGGGUUACUUGAACGUAGCCUCAGACACACUUGUUUUGAGGUUUCAGGUGCGCGCGCCUACUUUCUAUCAACGUUGCCGUGACCAACAAUGGUAUAUCAACCAAUUACAAACCGUUCAAAACCAAUACAUUUCACAAAUCAACGAAUCAAAAGAACGUCUCGCUGCUGAAAUCUCACGAAAUGCUGUUGCGGCCACACUGGGGGCUGCUACACAAAUCCCCGAUAUUGCCACAAUUGGUAUUGUCAAAAGUAUGUAUAAUAUGACACCAGUGGCGCCCGAGGAAACUCAACCAAUGCCGUCAACUUCGAAAAAUGGCGUUCCGGAAAAAUUCGAUAUUACGGCCUUGGCUAAGAAUUUGAUGAGCAAUGCUAAUACGAAGCAAGGGUCGACUACGACGGGGCCUGGCGAUUGCCCGAAUAACACAAGUGGUUCAUCAUCCUCGAGUUCAAUCCAGACGCAAGUUUUGACGAAGAAGAAGGAAACUGGACGCCAGACAGGCAACGAAUCGGCGGGCGCAACUCCCCGACAUUUAUUGGCACUUGGGGGCUCACUCAGUUCUCCGAAUUUAUUGAAUUCGAACGUUUCGUUCACGCUUUGUAGUAGCAGUAGCGAAAGCGAUUUGAGCGAACCGGAAAACCUGAUGGAGGAGUUUGAACCGGCCGAAGUGAACUUGAUCAGUACUGGAGACAAUUCAAAUGAUGAAAACGACGUCGACGACGAGACAAUGUCAGGUAACGGUGACGGAAAUGCGCAUUACUCACAAAAUUCUAACAGUCCUACUAACGAAGCAGCCGAAAAAGACGGGGAGAAUGAUGUUGAGUAUGCGGAAUUUUCAAUGACGCAGCGACUCAUGAUGCGUGAUUCGAGUCCUGCAGCUGCAGGAGCCACGGCUCUGUCACCCACCGAGGGUAACUCCUUUGAAGACAAAUUAAUGCUCCUGCAACUGUUUGAUAGAUUAGAGAAUUCGCCACAGAUGACACCUAACGCUUCAGUGCCCUCUACUACUCGCUCUCAAACCGACUUGCCCCCCGCCAACCUCGAUCUAGUUCUCCUAGACAACUUAUCAAUCAAAAGCGAUGAUCAACCAUCGCCGACCGUACCUGACGUAAUUAAUCGUAGAAAGCUGCGAAAACGCUUCAAAGGGGGCGCCACUAGUGACGGUGCAGCUGCGGCCAACCCAUCAUGGACUGAAACUGUACCAUUGAACACGAAGGAGUCCGUGAUGGGGCCCUUGGAGUCGUUCCUGCGGUCGAUUAAUUGCUACCCUGAACAUGACCAACAUCGCAAGAAACAUUCUACGAAACGGAAACCCCUCAAGGGGGCCGAACGCAUACUUGGUUUCGCUUUACCACAACCAGCGUCACCGCCACCAUUGGGUGACAACGUCGAUGGUAAUGUACAACCAUCAUCAUCCAAUGGUUUUAGCUGGACGCCAUCUUUACUAAGUCAAAGGCGACCCAAUAAAGUCAAACUACAAACUGAUCUCAGCAAACCGGAAAAGGAACCCAAAAAUGGAAGGUCUGAUAAUCAACCUCAUUCCGCCUGAACUGUGUAAUUUAUUAUUAUUUUUUUUAUUUAAUUUUUUACUUGGUAGCGUCGGUGGACUAAUACAGUACUUAAUCAUUAAUCCAUCAUUCCAAUAGGAAUUAAAAACUAACUAAACUUAGGCUGUGUGAGUUGUUAACUUAAUGUAACGUUAGCUUUGAAUGUCCGUAAAUAAAAAUUCAAGGCCAGAAAUUUGAUUUUUAUUAGU
Tribolium madens (black flour beetle) is the source of this 3147-nucleotide messenger RNA. Its product is annotated as E3 ubiquitin-protein ligase TRIM37-like. Gene Ontology annotation, cellular component: peroxisome; aggresome. Gene Ontology annotation, biological process: protein autoubiquitination; negative regulation of centriole replication. Gene Ontology annotation, molecular function: zinc ion binding; tumor necrosis factor receptor binding; ubiquitin protein ligase binding. The transcript is spliced from 12 exons. The record is from RefSeq and is a predicted model, not a curated record. Bases 199 to 2940 code for a protein of 913 amino acids. NCBI's taxonomy places the organism in Eukaryota, Metazoa, Arthropoda, Insecta, Coleoptera, Tenebrionidae.